Messenger RNA from Alligator mississippiensis (American alligator), 1406 nucleotides. RefSeq names its product DnaJ heat shock protein family (Hsp40) member A1 (gene DNAJA1). Gene Ontology annotation, cellular component: cytosol; cytoplasm. NCBI's taxonomy places the organism in Eukaryota, Metazoa, Chordata, Crocodylia, Alligatoridae. Gene Ontology annotation, molecular function: Hsp70 protein binding; ATP binding. The transcript is spliced from 9 exons. The coding region runs from base 59 to 1252 and encodes 397 amino acids. Gene Ontology annotation, biological process: protein refolding; response to heat. The record is from RefSeq and is marked provisional.
GGGAGGCCGCGGGAGCCGCCGGAGCCAGCGCCGCCAGUCAGCCAGGUCGCCGUUCACGAUGGUGAAAGAAACGACGUACUACGAUGUGCUCGGCGUGAAGCCCAGCGCGUCCCAGGAGGAGCUGAAGAAGGCCUACCGCAAGCUGGCGUUGAAGUACCACCCCGACAAAAACCCCAACGAGGGCGAGAAGUUCAAACAGAUUUCUCAAGCAUAUGAAGUUCUUUCUGAUCCCAAGAAAAGAGACUUAUAUGACAAAGGAGGCGAGCAGGCCAUUAAAGAGGGUGGUUCUGGCUGUAGCUUUGGGUCCCCCAUGGAUAUAUUUGACAUGUUCUUUGGAGGAGGUGGAAGAAUGCAAAGAGAGAGGCGAGGUAAAAAUGUUGUUCAUCAGUUGUCAGUAAGUUUAGAGGACUUGUACAAUGGGGCAACAAGAAAACUGGCUCUGCAAAAGAAUGUGAUUUGUGACAAAUGUGAAGGUCGAGGUGGUAAGAAAGGUGCAGUGGAAUGCUGUCCCAACUGCAGAGGUACAGGCAUGCAAAUAAGAAUUCACCAGAUAGGACCAGGAAUGGUUCAGCAAAUCCAGUCGGUCUGUAUGGAGUGUCAGGGCCAUGGGGAGCGUAUCAGUCCAAAGGACAGGUGUAAAAGUUGCACUGGAAGGAAGAUUGUUCGGGAGAAGAAGAUUUUAGAAGUUCAUAUUGAUAAGGGAAUGAAGGAUGGUCAGAAAAUAACAUUCCAUGGUGAAGGGGACCAAGAGCCAGGAUUGGAACCAGGUGAUAUCAUUAUUGUUUUGGAUCAAAAAGACCACCCUACAUUUACAAGACGAGGUGAGGACCUAGUCAUGUGCAUGGACAUACAACUAGUUGAGGCACUAUGUGGCUUUCAGAAACCCAUCACAACGCUGGAUAAUAGAAAUAUAAUUAUUACCUCUCAUCCUGGCCAGGUUGUGAAGCAUGGAGAUGUUAAAUGUGUGCUGAAUGAGGGCAUGCCCAUUUACCGCAGACCAUAUGAAAAGGGGCGUUUGAUCAUUGAGUUCAAGGUAAACUUCCCAGAUAGUGGUUUUCUUUCCUCUGAUAAGUUGUCUCUUUUGGAAAAGCUGCUGCCUGCAAGGCAGGAGGUGGAAGAGACUGAAGAAAUGGAGCAAGUAGAUCUGGUGGACUUUGACCCAGCUCAAGAAAGAAGACACCACUAUAAUGGAGAAGCCUAUGAAGAUGAUGAGCAUCAUCCUAGAGGUGGUGUUCAGUGUCAGACAUCUUAAACUGGCCAGUGAAUAUCUGUUGUGAUGCUUGUUUUGUAUGCAUUAGUGGAUGAGUGAAGGACUACUUUGCGUCACUACCUGCUAUUGUUUUUGUUGUAAUACUCAACCAUAGUUGUGUUUUUAAAAACAUUAAAUAAAAUUGGCACCAUCAAAA